UCAGCAACUGAACAUUCCAAACGGAUUUGACAAGCAGCGCAGAGCGGAAGCCAAGCGACCAAUGGGAGGCAGGCGCGGGGCGGGCUUAGAACGAUCCCCGGGAAUCUGCGCGCGCCGCCGAGGGCCGGCCUAAGGCAGCUGUUCUUGCUGAGUCGCCUGCUAGUUACUUCCCACCGCCUGCACUUCCUUUCUUCUGAAUCCGGAUUCUUCCUCUGGAAGCGUGUGGAGACCAGGUGCUGACUGAACAUGGGGUUUGCUGAAGAUAAAGUGAAGGAGUACAUCAGGGACCACCAGUGCAGAUUUCGAUGCAUCCGUGUCCUUCAGAUGCUCGACUAUCUCCACUGCCUCACUGAAAUAGACAAGCAAGAAAUUAAAAGGCAUUACGACAGGGAAGGGAACGACCUGACUGUGUGGGAGCUGUUUCAGCGCCUCCAGACGAGGAGGGGCUGGGUGUUGCUCCUCAUCCAAGCUCUCCAGGACCAGAACCAAGAGGAGCUGGCGAAUGAAAUUGAAGAGGUUUACGACCGUUGGCAGUUCCCUCCUCGGAGGAAUGUGCCGGCAGUUGCUCCCUCACCAGCUGUGGUGAAUAGCUCCCAGGUACCAGCUGUGAAGCCCGGCCCACCCUCUCCUGACAUGCCCCUGCCAGUCUGUAGUGGAGUCCAGCCUCCGUUGCCCACAGGCGUCUCAGACCCAUCCUACUUUGCCACAAAUGCAGCCUCUGAAGACAUGCCCGAUUACAGCACUCCUGUUCAAGAAACUGAACAUCUCCCUCGGAGCCCUGAGGCCAGAGGCAGUGCCACAAAUGAUGGGCCUUCCACACCUCCCCAGAGCAAUGUUGUAGCUGCUCCCGCUGAGGAUGCCCGAGCCACUCCGAGUCGAGGCCGCCUUGGAGAGGCGCCUGAGGAGGUUUUGCCAAGCAACACACCAGCAUCCUCAAGGCCCGACGCGGGUCCUUCGGUGCAGAAGUGGGACAGCCGCCAGUCCCGCCCCGUUUGCGUGAAGAAUGGCUAUUUUGGGAACAGGAUUUUCCCUGUAGACAGUGCUGUUUUCCCGGGGCUGGCUACGCCUCCUGAUCCCGAAAUGCCUGGGAACCAGCCAGUGGAAGACUACUACUCCUCUGCUGACAGCAGCUCCCCACUGGCUUCGAGGGGCCAAGACAAAACAUUGCUGAGGGAGCAGAAGACCCAGGCCUUGCGGGGCUAUCACAACAAGGAUGUGCUGGACGGUCCAGAGGACGUAGGCAGCCCUUUCCUCCUGCAAAGGCAGUUCGAUGCAGAGCAGGGAGGAGACCUGGCGUCGCAGGGCCGCAACAUUGCCCCCUCUGCCCCAGUAGAGUUUGAAGCGAGCCCGACAGACCGCAUGCCUGGAAAUGGCCAGGGAAGAGGUCCCCGCAUUCCUGUGAAGGUUGCUGCAACCCUCUCUUCAAAUGUGGCUUCUCUUGACAGUCCUCCCUCUGGCAGCUCCCAGCUCCUCAGUAGCCCUUCAAACAGAGGACAGACUCGCUCCAUGCCCAGCACUACACCUUUAGGGCAGAGUCGACCUCUGCCUUCCGACCUCGGCAGUUUCUCCUCCACCGACGUGAUCCCCCCUAACUCGCCUCGCCGCCUUUCGGCUGCUCCAAGCGACGCGUUUGAAACUCCCAUUCAGGGUGGAGGUUUGACUGACACAGCCGCCAUCGGGGUAGCGCCAGAGCAGCCCUCUGCUGUGAGUGGAAAUGCCGCAGAUUCAAGACCCAGUACGAACAAAGUCUUUCGCCGUCCCAGAGACCACGGUGUCUUCUCUACCAAUCACGACGACGACGAACCCUGCAAACCGGGCGUUCUGCAUUCAGAACAGGGUGUAAAUGCGGUGGUAUUGUCUGAUCAGCAGCUGAGUGAAAAAGAGACAAAUCCUGCGUAUUCAGGGAGGUCGGACAGGCUUCGCUUCAGCGAUUUCUCUGUGGGCAGCGACCCUUUGAUGAUCAGCAAUCCCAGCUCAUCCGAAGAGAGAUGCUCUGGUCCAGCCGAUGUGGCUGUUCCGGGCGGGGAUGGAGCCCGCGAUGCUCCCUGCCAGUUUUCACGCGGCAACCACCGGGGCAGCGAUGGUUCCAUCCGAACCUUCACCUUCAGAAUGGAGCAGAGCCCUAGUGUGGAUAACGAAGGAGCCCCUGGUUUGCUUGUCAGCCCUGGCGAACGAUCUCUGGGUCCCUCGCCCGAAUCGGAGGACAGGCAGCGGCCGGUCAAAAGGGCGAGGGAUUCCCUCCCCAGCGAGAGAGGCGAUGCACCAUUGACUUCACGCAGUUAUACGUGGCUCCUCGCAGGGUGUGCCGUGGCAGUGGCGCUUGUGGCUUUUGCACUUUACAAGAAGAAAUAGGAAUCUGGGGAGGGAGGCAAGAAAAGAAGGGAGAGUUCCUCGCCAGCUAAAUAGAUCGAUUCAUUUCUGGGCAAGCGUUAAGAUCGUCAUCCCUCCUCACCCAGUGCCUCUAUAUCAGGAGUUGACUCCUAGGUCAAAUACAGGUG
Molecule: messenger RNA, 2498 nt
Organism: Lacerta agilis (Sand lizard)
Lineage: Eukaryota; Metazoa; Chordata; Lepidosauria; Squamata; Lacertidae
Gene: MAVS
Product: mitochondrial antiviral signaling protein
Exons: 7
Coding region: 247-2352 (701 amino acids)
Source: RefSeq, a predicted model, not a curated record